Lonchura striata (white-rumped munia) is the source of this 3285-nucleotide messenger RNA. The record is from RefSeq and is a predicted model, not a curated record. Lineage: Eukaryota; Metazoa; Chordata; Aves; Passeriformes; Estrildidae.
GGUUUCUCUGCCGCCUUAUCGCUGGCCCCGCGUUGUCUGCCUGCCUGCCUGCCUGCCUGUCUGUAGUGUGGUACGGUGGCGGACCCCUCGUCCGCUCAGUAAGGAGCAACAAUGGAUUGGCCCCAACAAAGAUGUAGUAGGUGUUGGGAGAAGACAUCUCACCUGAAAUGGAGGUGAUCGAAGGAGCUGAACACUGACUGCACCAACAUGGGGCUGCGACUGCUGGCUUGUCUUUUCCAUUUGCCCACUGCAGUGAUCUAUGGCUCUCUGUCGCUCUUUGUUUCCAUUUUGCACAACGUGUUCCUCCUGUACUAUGUGGACACCUUUGUCUCUGUUUACAAGAUUGAUAAACUGUCCUUUUGGAUAGGAGAGACAGUGUUUCUGAUCUGGAACAGCCUCAAUGACCCUCUGUUUGGCUGGCUGAGUGACCGAGUAUUCCUUAGCACACAGCAGGCAGGAGCAGAGAUUUCGUCCCCUGAAGUAGUUCUGAAGAGGCUCAGAGCACUAAGCCACAAUGGCCCUCUCUUUGCCAUUUCUUUCCUGGCUUUCUGGGUUUCCUGGGCUCAUCCUGGUUUGCAGUUCCUCCUUUGCCUUUGCAUGUACGACAGCUUUCUCACCAUGGUUGACCUCCAUCACAAUGCCUUGCUUGCAGACCUGGCUGUUUCAGCAAAAGACAGGACUAGCCUCAACUUCUACUGCUCCCUCUUCAGUGCUAUAGGCUCCCUGUCUGUCUUCAUGUCCUAUGCAGUAUGGAACAAGGAGGACUUCUUUUCUUUUCGCAUAUUUUGCGUCCUGCUGGCCCUCUGCUCCAUUGUUGGCUUCACCCUGUCCACACAGCUGCUCCGCCAGCGGUUUCAGGCUGAUGGGAAAGCAAAAUGGGACGAGGAAUCAACCCUGAAAGGGCUGUACAUUGAGAAACUCUCCGUCCCCCAGGAGAAGAGGAUCACCCUGGCAGAGUAUCUCCAGCAGCUCUCCCGGCAUCGCAACUUCCUCUGGUUUGUCUGCAUGAAUCUUGUCCAGCUCGUCUGCAUGCUGCCUUCACAGGUUUUUCACUGCCAUUUUAACAGCAACUUCUUCCCUCUGUUCCUGGAGCACCUGCUGUCAGACCAGAUCUCUGUCUCUACUGGAUCUUUCCUGCUUGGUGUUUCCUACAUUGCCCCCCAUCUCAACAACCUCUACUUCCUGUCACUCUGCCGCCGCUGUGGGGUUUACACUGUGGUGCAAGGACUCUUCUUCCUGAAGCUGGCUCUGAGUGUUGUCAUGUUCCUGGCAGGACCUGAUCAGGUGUAUCUGCUCUGCAUCUUCAUUGCCAGCAACCGCGUGUUCACAGAAGGGACCUGUAAGUUACUCAACCUGGUGGUCACUGAUUUGGUGGAUGAGGAUCUAGUCCUGAACCGUAGGAAGCAGGCGGCCUCAGCCCUGCUCUUUGGGAUGGUGGCUCUGGUCACCAAACCAGGCCAGACCUUCGCCCCUCUGAUUGGCACCUGGCUGCUCUGUGCAUACACAGGAUACGACAUCUUCCAGCGCAACCCCCUGAACAACGUGGUGAGUGCCCAGCCGAAGCUGGAGUCUGCCGUGGCCUUGGAGCCAACUCUUCGCCAGGGCUGCUUUUACCUCCUUGUCUUCGUGCCCAUCGCGUGUGCCCUGCUGCAGCUCCUCAUCUGGUCGCAGUUCAGCCUGCAUGGGAAGCGGCUGCAGCUGGUGAAGGCUCAGCGGCAGAGCCUGACACAAGGCCAAGCACCAGAGGUCAAAGCAAUCUAAGGGUGCCUGAGCCCCCAGGAUGCUACUGGUUCCAGGCUGGUGCUGGAGGGCAGGUGAAGGGCAGGGAUGGUGGGCUGAGAGAGCCUGAUGUUCAUGGUUCAGCUGUGAAACGCUGUGAUGCCAAUGUUUGCUCAUUCCAGGUGGUCAUCACUGGGGAAGGCAGAGAGGUUCAGCAUGUGAGGGGCCUGAGACAGACCACUUGAUCUCAGGAGCAAGAACAUUUUAUCCCAGCUUGUCCAGGGAGCGGAGAGCUGCUAGAAACAGACACAUCCCCAAUGCACUUCUCUGUGCUGGGUGUGGCUGUGGGGAGCCACAGCCUCUCCAGCUGAGCAGGAGACUGCACAGGGGGUCCUUCCUCACUAGAGCCUUUCACUCUUGUGGAGUGGGAGGCUCCUGAGGGACCAAGUGACCCAAGGGAAUGAUUGCCAAACAGGAGCAGGGAUGAAAGGACCUUGAAGGCCUUUCCCAGUAACUGGUAGAACCCUUCCACUUGCAGUGCUGUGGUUUUUGGACCAAAUCCACUCUUAAGCAUUUGUUGUUCACAGGACAAUAUCCUGCACAUCCAGGAUCUGCUGGGUGGGCUGUUUUAUGCUGAGGUUCCCUUCUCUGUGGUCUUGUACAGGGAGUUGUUGCUGGGUUUGAACUGAGUUCAGAGCCUUGAGCUGUAUCAUUUCACUGGGCAUCCCAUUGCAUGUGUCUACCCCUCACUUCCUCUCUGCAGCCCCUUCCACUCAGUGCUGUCACACAGCUGUACCAUGAGCCCCCUCCCAUUCUGGGCAAGGUGAGGGAACCAACCCCUAAUCCAGCCACUGGAAGUGCCUCCCUGCCCAGGGCGAUCCCAGGUGACCCAGUGAGGCAGCCUGGUGCCCUCCCCUCUUGUAGGAGAGCACAGCCUGGAGGAGACACCAGGUCUUGCUUUUGUGCCUUUGAUUCUUCUUUGGAGCCUGUCUGACACAGUCCUGGGCAGUCACAGGAUUGGGAUUUUACCCCUGUGGAGAGGGGCAGACAUCUCAGCUCCUCUGUGCUUGAAACAGUGCCCGAGUUAGAUCAUCUCACCUGCUGAGAGCAGGUCAGAGAGCUGCUUAGCCAGGGACCCAAGAGCAGGUGCUUUGGUCUCCUUGGUUUUGGCUGAGAGCAGAGGGACAGGUUAUCACCAAAGGGGUCCCUGAGGCAAGGGAGUGACUCCUCAAUCCCUGGUGAUGUCUUUGGGGGCAGGCAGAAGGGAUGUGCCAAAUCCUGUGCCUGCCUGCCUGCUGCAGGAGGGAGGUUUGGCAGGCAGUGGUGUUUGAAGCUGUUGCAUGUUGAGGGAUGUUCUUUUUUUAGUGCCAGGUUCCCUCUGGGGUCUCAGCCCACCAAUCUGCCAUCUUGCCUCAGGACAUGGCUGCCUUCUGUCUUGGACCAAGAUAUUCCUGCCAUGAGGCUGCUGUAGUUCUUACUGGUUCAAUCAUAAGUUAUUUCUGCAACUUCUAACCAAGUUUGAGAAUGAUUCUCCAUUUCAUAAAUUAAAGAUUAUCUUUUUCUGAA